Molecule: messenger RNA, 970 nt
Organism: Ceraceosorus guamensis
Lineage: Eukaryota; Fungi; Basidiomycota; Exobasidiomycetes; Ceraceosorales; Ceraceosoraceae
Exons: 2
Coding region: 360-578 (72 amino acids)
Cellular component (GO): cytoplasm
Source: RefSeq, a predicted model, not a curated record
CACCCCUCUUGAUCGCCUUUCACUCAUCCUCACCAUCCAUACAUCUCCGCUUUAACUUUGAUCACCCUCAAACUCUGACUGUGACUCACGACUUCUAUCAUACUCUGCCGGGCUUCGCAUCCGGCGCUCUCGUUGGCACUUCGACACCCUGCUUGGCUUCAGCACACCACCACACAGCAUUGUCGUGCAUCCGCACUGCGUGUGACCUUACACCGAGACAGUGGGCCACUUAGCGCCCACCCAUCACAUCCAUAGCACUUCGACGCCCUGUGCGUGUGUAGUUCGGAGCUUCAGAAGGUGGAAAGACAUAACCUUUGUUCGGUCAUUCACGUCUGCACGGCAGCUCGGCUCUCGGCGCGAUGUUCGGCUCUCUCAUGCACCUCGCCUUUGACGCUGCUCUGCUCAGCAUGGUUCUGUCGGGCGUCAGAAGAGGCAGCGGGAUCGGUUUGGACUUGAACGUCUUUCCUGCCGACUUCAGGCACUUUAUCAGGGCCUAUCUAGAGGUCGGUGAAUGGUCGAUGGAUUUCUUGACUGUCGUACUAGGCCGCUCGAACUACUUCACUAGGUCCCUCAAGUAGCUUUUGCCGAGGUGGCACAGAACCGGAUGGACGCGCGAUAAGGACGCGAAUCAAGAAUGCAGUGGUCCGCCAACCCGGCACCCUUUCCUAGGAGAGCAACGUUCUGACUACACUUGUCAAAUCGACGUCAGCAUUUUGAUGGGCGCUCUUUGACGCAUCGAUUCGCUGGUGCCCUCCCUCCAUCGGCUCAAUCGGGCUCGAGGCCUGCACAUACGAUUCUCGCUUCAGGCUCAUCUCUCUUCCACUCCACAAUCGCCCGGCACGAUGACCAAAGACUCCGAAUGUACCAACAGCCCAGUCCCUCUCUUUAACGAUACGUGAACCUCGAUUCUCAGUCAUUCAGUCUCGCAUCAAAGGCACAACUGAGACGUGGGCAGAGCAUACAUGGUCCA